Peronospora matthiolae is the source of this 1023-nucleotide messenger RNA. Lineage: Eukaryota; Oomycota; Peronosporomycetes; Peronosporales; Peronosporaceae. The record is from the annotation of a GenBank genome assembly.
AUGGAGCUGCUCGUCACGGCGGUCGCGUCUGUGCUCGUGCUGCUGUUGUUGUUGUGGCGGUGGCCCGAGGCUCGUGUGCGAGGGAGUUGGGGCAGACGCGAGUUUUCAUUGGAUGAUAAAGUUGUCGUCAUUACGGGCGCUGCCAAUGGCAUUGGACGGCGACUGGCGCAAAAGGUCUUUUGCGAGACUCGUUGUGUGACGCUAGUCUUGCUUGAUAUCGAUAAGAAGGGGCUCCAGGAGCUACAGAUGGAGCUAGAACAGUCGAAACAGGAGCGCCACCAACUGACACAAAACGUGUUUGUGUACGAGUGCGAUGUCGCUGAUUUCGGAGCUGUGAGUGCGUGCAUGGAUCUUGUGGUUCACGAUGUUGCGCCAAAGCACAUUGGUGUAUUAGUGAACAACGCCGGAGUGGUGAUGGGACGAUCACUGGAACACUUGACGCCCAGGCAAAUUCAAAAGACGUUCGCAGUGAAUACGCUCGCACACUUCUGGACCGUGAAAAUUGCCAUGCCGUCGAUGAAGAAGGCGUCUGAGGCACUACUUGUGACGGUGUCGUCCGUGAUGGGCAUGACGAGCAGCGCAAGAUUAACAGACUAUUGCGCUAGCAAGGCUGCGGUCAAUGCUUUCCACGAAGCUCUCCGCUUGGAGCUGUGGCGUGAUAAUAUCACCUCGAUUCGGACGCUGUUGGUCUGUCCUGCUGCGGUGGACACCAACAUGUUUGCCGGCGUCUUGGCUGCGGACGACUGGGCGUUGAAGAUAUCGCGCUUUUGUAUUCCAAUGCUUGCAGAGUCCACGGUGGCUGACACGAUUUAUCGUGCUAUGCGACGGGGCGACAAUUUGGUCGUAUCAUGUGCUUCGGGUUGGAGAGGGAUAGCUCUGUCGUGGGCUCCCGCUGUUUCACGACUUUUGCCUGUACCUUUAUAUGACGUGGUAGUUCGUUUAGGUGGUGGUCUACAUGGCAUGGAUACGUUUGUCGGUAGGAAUAGCACUCGUGAACAAGAUGGAAAAGACAAGGACAGUUGA